Schistosoma guineensis is the source of this 312-nucleotide messenger RNA. The record is from the annotation of a GenBank genome assembly. NCBI's taxonomy places the organism in Eukaryota, Metazoa, Platyhelminthes, Trematoda, Strigeidida, Schistosomatidae.
AUGUUGAGGUCAAGCGAUAGCCUGACACUGGAAAAUUCAUUGAACGCUUUUGAAAGCGAAGAGAUACUUCAAGCUUUAGCAGUUGCUGGACUACUGAGUCAAGAGAAGCUUUAUCUGGAGCUUACAAACGAAGCCGUAAAUUUCGCGAGAAAAGAAAAGUUUAGUUUUUCGCAGUUAUGCGCACUCGUUUCGAUAAUUAACAGGGUGUUGAAAGAACUUUCAAGUUCUCCAUACGAUGACAUACAGAAUGUCCUAGAUGUAUCGGACAAAAUUAUGAUGAGUUACUCUAUCCAGGCCACCCCACUGCAUUGA